AUGGAAGAUGAAUUCACUAUUGCAAUAAGAGGCUUUCUCACAGUGCAUAAAUCUUUAGUGUAUGCUGUGUAUGCAUCUGUUCAAGAUGAAGCUGUACAAUUAGUGCGUGAUGGUAUCGCCGCUGGUAUAUUCAAUGAUAUGGGUUCAGGAAGUAAUGUCGACGUCUGUAUUAUAACCAAAGAUGGCGCAAAGUAUAUUCGACCAUAUGAUGAAGCGAAUGUUAAAAGUCAAAGAACUUGUCUUCAAGACAAUCCUUUUCCUCGACAGUAUUUUAAACGCUUGCGUCGACAAAGACUGUUGCCUACGGGUAGGGAUUUACAUUGUCUUGCUGGAUCGUAUAUCGAAACUGCUCAUGAUGCAUAUUGAGUCAAAUGCUUACUACAUUCAGUCGUAUUCAAUCAACUGUGGAUUCUUUAGAUUUAUUGUGCCACAUUAAAUUUUUCAAUUUUUGUCACAAUAUGGAGGAUCAUGUAUAUAUUCUUCAUUCUCC
Molecule: messenger RNA, 490 nt
Organism: Trichobilharzia szidati
Lineage: Eukaryota; Metazoa; Platyhelminthes; Trematoda; Strigeidida; Schistosomatidae
Source: the annotation of a GenBank genome assembly